Messenger RNA from Ziziphus jujuba (common jujube), 2058 nucleotides. RefSeq names its product receptor-like protein EIX2. The transcript has a single exon. Lineage: Eukaryota; Viridiplantae; Streptophyta; Magnoliopsida; Rosales; Rhamnaceae. Bases 1 to 2058 code for a protein of 685 amino acids. Gene Ontology annotation, molecular function: protein binding. The record is from RefSeq and is a predicted model, not a curated record.
AUGUCUCUCAAUCCAUUCAAUUCUACCAUCCCACCAUGGAUGUGUGGUUUUAAACGUCUUGAGUACCUUGAUCUUUUUUUCACACAUUUGAAGGGUAGUAUUCCAAGUGCCAUUGGAAACUUGUCAUCCAUUAACACUCUUCGAUUGUCACGUAAUCAACUUGAAGGGAAAUUACCAAACUCAUUGGGAAGCCUUUGCAAGUUAAGGGAACUUACACUUGCCGGUAACAAUUUCAGAGGAGCAGUAUCGGAAAUUUUUAGAAUAUUUUCCAGGUGCACCAUUGAUGCUUUGGAGAUGUUAGAUUUGAGCAUGAACCAACUCUCAGGUCAACUCACAGAGUCUCUAGGAAAACUGUCGAGCCUACAACAUUUUGAUAUUUCUUAUAACCAGUUAAAUGGAAGCCUUCCUGAAAAUGUUGGUCAACUUGUAAAUCUAAAAUCGCUGGAUAUAUCUCAUAAUUCGUUAGAUUGUGUGGUUUCUGAAGUUCACUUUAUUAAUCUUACAAGACUGAAGGAGUUCUAUGCACAUAAAAACUCGCUGACAAUGAAGACAAGUCCACACUGGCUCCCUCCUUUUCAACUUGAAAUGUUGAAUCUGAAUGAUUGGCAUUUGGGGCAACAACUACCCCUCUGGAUUCGGUGGCAAGAAAAUUUGUUGGAGUUACAAAUAUCCAAUACUGGAAUUGCAGGUACCAUUCCCUCUUGGUUUUGUAACUUUUCUCUUCAACUAGAUUAUCUAAAUCUUUCUCACAAUAAGUUUCACGGGGAGUUUCCGUGCACAAAUCAGUCUUGGUCAACAAUUGAUCUCAGUUUUAACCAAUUCAAUGGUUUGCUGCCACUUGUCUCUUCGAAAACAAAAAUAGUAGAUUUUUCCAAUAACUCAUUUUCUGGAUCAGUCUCUCACUUUUUCUGCGAUAAGAAGAACUUUUUGAAUUCGAGAUAUGUUAACCUGGGGAACAAUUUGCUCUCUGGAAAAAUUCCUAAGUGUUGGAUGAAUUGGAAAAACUUGUGGAUUUUAAAUCUUCAAAACAACAAUUUGUCUGGGGUUAUUCCUAGCUCUAUUGGAUAUUUAACUAGCCUUCGCUGGCUGCAAUUGCACGAUAAUAAUCUGCAUGGUGAAUUUCCUUUGUCCCUGCGAAAGUGUAUAUACUUGGAGGCUCUCGACCUAAGUGAAAAUAAAUUUAUUGGAAAGAUACCUAAGUUGAUGUGGAUAAGUUUAGGAGGGUUGGUGGUUAUUAAUCUUCGUUCAAAUAAAUUUCAUGGUGAAAUUCCUUUGGAACUCUGCUCUCUUGUAGAUCUUCAAAUACUGGAUCUUUCACAUAAUAAUUUCUCCGGAACAGUACCAAGAUGUUUCUAUAAUUUGAGUGCUAUGACCAGCUUGGAGAGUUUAGAUUACCUCUCUUUGAGUUUCGAUUCUUGGAGUGAUAAAUAUGACUUAAUGGCGGAAGUCACGGUGGUGACAAAAGGGAGGGAAUUUGAAUACGGAAGUAUGCUUAAGUUAGUAAAAAGCAUGGAUCUUUCAAGCAACAAUCUUUAUGGGGAGAUCCCCGUGGAGCUAACUAGCCUUAAAUUGCAAACACUGAAUUUGUCAAACAAUCAUUUGGUUGGGAAAAUUCCAUCAAAGAUUGGUGACAUGAGAUGGCUAGAAUCUUUGGAUCUGUCGAAAAACCAACUAUCUGGGACAAUACCUCCAAGCAUCUCGAGUUUAACUUUCCUAAGUUACUUGAAUCUGUCUUACAACAAUUUAAUGGGGCCAAUUCCAACAAGUACUCAGCUUCAAAGCUUCAGUGAGUCCAGCUUUAUUGGUAAUCAACUUUGCGGACCUCCACUUCAACAAAAUUGCUCGGUAAGUGAUCCGGCAAUUCCACCUGGAGAUAAACAAGGUGAUGAUGAAGAUAGUUUACAAGAAGAAAAUUACUUGUAUUUGAGCUUGGGACUUGGAUUUGCUUUCGGCUUUUGGGGUGUACUGGCUUCUUUGCUCUUUAACGUGCCUUGGAAUAUGGCCUUAUGUGAGUUCCUAAAUAGGAUUGUAGCAAGACUAUAUGGUGCUCUGCUUUAG